GUGGGCCGCUUGCCUCCACACGUUUAUAUUAUUUUGACUUACGUGUUUGAUUUCGCGUAGAGUUUUGGACGGCGGUAAAGAUGCGGCACCUAGUGUACGACAAAUUGUGACUUUGGACUAUACAAAAAAAAACAAUCAAAAAAUGCAAAAACACCGUGGUAUUUCGUCAAGAAAAAUAAAUUCCGUUCGGCAAAAUUUUCUUUAAAACCGCAACUAAACGCAGUUCAAAAUAGCAUUAUUAUAUUCAGUUUUAUACACAUAUAUAAUUUUUAUUAUUUCGCAUUGUUAUAAUUUCGUCACAAACUAAAGCAGUUCUUAAAUUAUAAGUUGUUCUCGUUGAUUUGUUUUGAUUGAAACCGUAACCAACUGUAGAGGCGUACAAAGUAUACACAGACUGACGGACUUGGGACAUUAGAAUAUAAAAGGGGGAUAAAGAAGUGAAGAAAAGUAAGGAUGGCGCUCGCAUCUUCUGUCAGCCUUUAUUACUCGAUCGUGCAGCGCGCGGCGAGGCACUAUCUCGAAGACUACUGUCACACAGAUACGACAGCGCCAUACGUGCUGUACAAAGAUGGCGUGGAACGUGCACCACCGGGCACGCAGUGGGGCGGAGGCGUUCUCGACGGUGGCUACCAGACAAUGCAGCACCAGAGCCCCGGAGGGCCUUCGCCUCAGCCCGAACCGCAGCUCGCUUCGCCCGCGCCAUCGCCCUACCCGCCGGCGCCACCGCCCCCCGAUCCCACGGCCGCUGCCGAGGACGCUGCGCAGCAGCUUGCACAGCAGCAGGCGCAGCAGCAGGCCCAGCAACAGGCGCAGCAACAACAGACCUCGCCGGAUCACAUGCAGGUCGACCAGCAACUCCAGAACCAAGCACAGGCCCAGAACCAGGACCAUCUAGACCGCGGGCCGUGCUUCGUGCAACCCGACCUACAGCAGCAAUACACUCCGUAUUUCAAGGAAGCUAGACCGACGAGCCACAUGCUGGGCACCGGUGGUUUUCCGCUACACUAUCUCAAACAAAAUGGUGGCGUAUUGUCUUUGGAAAGCCCUCUCGAUCAGUACGGUGCGCCAGAGCUGCGCCACCUGCCGGAUAUCGUCCAGCCGGAGCAACCGAAACCGAGGAAACAUAAUCCCAACUCAGAACUUCGCCUGUUUAAAUGCCUGACGUGCGGCAAGGACUUCAAGCAGAAGUCGACGCUUCUGCAGCACGAGCGCAUCCACACGGACUCUCGGCCGUACGGGUGUCCAGAGUGCGGCAAGCGGUUCCGUCAGCAGUCGCACCUCACGCAGCAUCUCCGCAUCCACGCGAACGAGAAGCCGUACGCGUGCGUGUACUGCCCGCGCUCCUUCCGGCAGCGCGCCAUCCUCAACCAGCACCUGCGCAUCCAUUCCGGUGAGAAGCCCUAUACGUGCGGCGAGUGCGGCAAACAUUUCCGCCAGAAGGCCAUCCUGAACCAGCACGUCCGCACACACCAAGACGUCUCUCCGCACCUUAUAUUCAAGAACGGAACAACACCGACUCUGUGGCCGCAGGACGUUCCGUAUCCACCGGAUGAGAAUAAGGAAGAGAUUCAGUCGACUUUUGGCGAUGCUGAUGGCCAGAACGGAGAGCAACGCGGGUCGUGCUUCUCGCCGGGCGAUACGGCGCAAUAUCCGGCAUACUUCAAAGAUACAAAAGGUCUCAAUCACGCCGUAUUCGGCUCGGGUCUGUCGUUGCAAUACCUGAAGGGGGGUAAGUUGCCUGACGUUUUAGGAGGUCGUGCGAUGCCAUUGUAUGUUCGCUGCCCUAUCUGCCAAAAGGAAUUCAAGCAGAAGUCGACGUUGUUGCAACACGGGUGCAUUCACAUAGAGUCUAGGCCGUAUCCUUGCCCGGAAUGCGGCAAGCGCUUCCGGCAGCAAUCGCAUCUAACGCAACAUCUGCGCAUCCACACCAACGAGAAACCGUACGGCUGCGUCUACUGCCCGCGCUUUUUCCGACAACGGACGAUACUGAACCAGCAUUUACGUAUCCACACGGGAGAGAAGCCGUACAAGUGUACCCAGUGCGGCAAAGACUUUAGGCAGAAAGCGAUCCUUGAUCAGCACACGCGCACGCACCAGGGCGACCGGCCCUUCUGCUGUCCCAUGCCCAACUGCCGGCGGCGUUUCGCAACAGAGCCCGAAGUCAAGAAGCACAUUGACAACCACAUGAACCCGCACGCCGCUAAGGCGAGGCGUGCGGACGCGAAGACCCCGCGGCCGCUGCCCCCCGCGGCGGCUGUGGUGAAGCCGGAGCUGUACUUCCCGCAGUGCUACGCGCCGCCCUUCCAGCAGUUCCCGACGGGCGGAGAGUUCAAGCCGACGCUUGGGCCAGGCGCGCCGGGAGCCUGCUUGCCGGCGCAGUGACC
Papilio machaon (common yellow swallowtail) is the source of this 2384-nucleotide messenger RNA. It is a transcript of the gene jim, whose product is annotated as zinc finger protein 774. The transcript has 3 exons. Bases 454 to 2382 code for a protein of 642 amino acids. Gene Ontology annotation, biological process: regulation of immune system process; negative regulation of transcription by RNA polymerase II; regulation of cytokine production. The record is from RefSeq and is a predicted model, not a curated record. NCBI's taxonomy places the organism in Eukaryota, Metazoa, Arthropoda, Insecta, Lepidoptera, Papilionidae.